Molecule: messenger RNA, 1358 nt
Organism: Cyphomyrmex costatus
Lineage: Eukaryota; Metazoa; Arthropoda; Insecta; Hymenoptera; Formicidae
Gene: Tpi
Product: triose phosphate isomerase
Exons: 3
Coding region: 225-968 (247 amino acids)
Biological process (GO): glycerol catabolic process; glyceraldehyde-3-phosphate biosynthetic process; gluconeogenesis
Cellular component (GO): cytosol
Molecular function (GO): triose-phosphate isomerase activity
Source: RefSeq, a predicted model, not a curated record
UGUAUGUACGUAAAAUAUGAUUGGGCGAGACGUCAUUCAUUCACCUUGGUGUGCGUUGGUGCGCGCGCGAAGGUCAGAGUAGGUCAAAUUAGAUAGAUUCGAGUGGGUCAGAGAAUCGAGAUUGAUUUGUGUCAAGGCACGUCUGACAGAAAGAAGUUUUUCUUGCUGUAGCUUGCACGUUGCAUAAAUAUCAGCUGUCACGAAGUGUGCAGACGAGACAGACGAUGGGACGCAAAUUCUUUGUUGGCGGUAACUGGAAGAUGAAUGGCAUGAAGAGUGAGAUCGGUGAUAUCAUCACGUUCCUGAAAACUGGUCCACUUGAUCCUAACGUUGAGGUUGUAGUUGGCGUUCCAUCGAUAUAUCUUACAUAUGUGACUUCCAUUGUUCCUGGCAAUGUUAGCGUCAGUGCGCAGAAUACAUACAAAGUUCCUAAAGGAGCAUUUACUGGUGAAAUUAGUCCAGCUAUGCUUCUGGAUAAUGGCAUUCCUUGGGUAAUUCUUGGCCACUCUGAGCGUCGAAACGUUUUUGGCGAAACGGACGAAUUAAUUGCAGAGAAAGUUGUACAUGCUUUAGAAACUGGGUUGAAAGUGAUUGCAUGUAUAGGCGAGAAAUUGGAAGAGCGUGAAGCAGGAAAAACCGAAGAAGUAGUUUAUAGGCAAACCAAGGCAAUAGCAGACAAAAUUAAAUCUUGGGACAAUGUGGUUUUGGCCUACGAACCAGUGUGGGCAAUUGGUACAGGUAAAACCGCGACACCGCAACAAGCGCAAGAGGUUCAUGAAAAAUUACGAGAGUGGCUAUCCAAGAAUGUCAACCCCAAUGUUGCACAAACUUUACGAAUUAUCUACGGUGGUUCCGUGACAGCAGCCAAUGCCAAAGAUUUAGCAAAAGAGAAGGAUAUCGAUGGAUUUUUGGUUGGUGGUGCUUCACUCAAACCCGACUUCGUACAAAUCGUCAAUGCUCGUUGUUGAAUGUACAUGUUGACGAAAAAACAGUAUAUUUGUGAGAUUAUAUCAGAUGAAAUUUAUUCUAUCCGGAGUAUGCGCAGUAAGUUGCCUAUUCCAUUUGAAUAUAUGUAUCUGUUCCUGAUAAAAUGUAAUAUUACAAAGGAAAGUUCUAUUUUCGUUUAUCAUGUUAAGCUCUUGCAACAUAGCUACUAGAAAGAUUACUCGAAAUGUUGCAUUAUUGUUGGACAAUUGUACAUGAUGGACUCUUGUAAUUAGAUGUAUUUAUGGUACACCACAAAUGAUGUAUCGUAAAAAAAUUAAUUGUAUAUCUAGUGACUUGUGGUAUCAUUGAUAUAUGAUUAUGAUUAAAACAAACUCAGAAACAUCUCAAAAAUAAUAAAUAAAUGUAUUGGA